AGAGACAGAGAAAUACAGACGGAGAGAAAGAGAGACAGACAGACAGAGAGAAAGAGAGAGGCAGAGACAGAGACAGAGAAAUACAGAGGGAGAGAAAGAGAGACAGACAGACAGAGAGACAGAGAGGGACAGAGACACAGAGAGAGAGAAAAGAGAGAUACCAGCGCUGCUGGUGGUGGUGGUGGUGGCGACUUUCUCCGUCUGUUUCCACACGACCGCCUUUGACACCGGAUCUGGCGAAUACAGAUCAAGGUCGCGCGAAGAUCUCUUUGAGGUGAAGUAUGGCAAGACGCCCGGCUGGCCUGGUGAUGACGAUGCUGCUGAUGAUGCUGAUGAUUGUGAACCAGACGGGAGACUCAGCAGCCAUUCCUGGAGCUGAGCGGCCACAGAGACACGUGGACGGGAUGUUCACGAGCGAGCUGAGCCGCCUGCAGAGCGCUCGACUCGUCCAGAGAUACGCGAUGGACAUCAUGAGGAUGAGACCCGAAAAGGGCAUGGACGAUGAUGAGGAUGAGGAGGAGCCUCUGGGCCACGCGGCACGAAGAGGGGAAGGGGGGGGCUGGAAGGGUGGGGGCCAGGUGCCCCCACGGACAGACGUGGUACUCAACGAUGAGCCCAGCCGAGACGGGGAUUUUGUGGCGGUAUUUGCCGACGGCUUGUCCCGCCAGGUGCUCGCCUCGCUCGAGGGGCGCCACGCGGGAGGCGGCGAGCCGCUCCGCGGGGCCCGUGAGGCUGCGGCGCCCGGGGCAGCCUCCCCCGCCGCGCGGGGCCACGUGUAGAGCCCCAAGCAAGAGAAACAGUCACCGCAGCUUCCGCUUGCAACUUAACCACCACCACCAAUCACCACCACCAACCACCACCACCACCAACCACCACCAACCACCACCACCAACCACCACCACCAACCACC
Lethenteron reissneri (Far Eastern brook lamprey) is the source of this 910-nucleotide messenger RNA. RefSeq names its product secretin (gene SCT). NCBI's taxonomy places the organism in Eukaryota, Metazoa, Chordata, Hyperoartia, Petromyzontiformes, Petromyzontidae. The record is from RefSeq and is a predicted model, not a curated record.